Messenger RNA from Coffea eugenioides, 2070 nucleotides. RefSeq names its product SNF1-related protein kinase catalytic subunit alpha KIN10-like. The transcript is spliced from 11 exons. The record is from RefSeq and is a predicted model, not a curated record. Gene Ontology annotation, cellular component: cytoplasm. NCBI's taxonomy places the organism in Eukaryota, Viridiplantae, Streptophyta, Magnoliopsida, Gentianales, Rubiaceae. The coding region runs from base 273 to 1772 and encodes 499 amino acids. Gene Ontology annotation, biological process: intracellular signal transduction; protein phosphorylation. Gene Ontology annotation, molecular function: protein serine/threonine kinase activity; ATP binding.
UGUAGUAUUCUAUAUUGCCUUGUCACCGUCUUUUCUUCACUUUAUUUUUCCUUUCUCUGUCGUUUUCUCUAGCUCCGCUCAUGUAAUUUGUUACUAUUCGCGUUGGUCUGACGUUGUACCCAAGAUGAAAAGAUAUGCUCAAUUGAUUUUGUUAGCUUCUCCUGCUCAUCAACAGAUACAUAAUUGUCCCAAUUCAGUUGCAUCUAUGCAUUUCCAAGGCGUCUACAACUCCUUUCCUCUUCUCUGUUCCUGGAUUUUGGACUAGCUUCAAGAUGGAGGGAAAAGCAAGUAAGGAACGCAAGUCCUAUAGGAGUGUUCUAUCAAACUACAGGCUGGGCAAGACAUUGGGUGUCGGAUGCUUUGCUAAAGUCAAACUAGCUGUUCAUAAUUUGACAGGGAUUAAAGUUGCCAUAAAGAUCCUUGAUCGUCAAACGCUUGAUGAGUUUGAAACUAUGAAAGUUAGAAGAGAAGUUAAUAUAAUGAGGCAGCUUUCACAUCCUCAUAUUGUUCGGCUCUUUGAAGUUAUAGAAACAACUUCCCACAUAUAUGUGGUUAUGGAGUAUAUGAAUUCUGGUGAACUAUUUUACUACAUCACAGAGAAAGGUAGAUUGAAUGAGGAUGAAGCCCGCCACUUCUUUCAACAGAUAAUCUCAGGUAUUGAGUAUUGCCACCAUCACAUGGUGGUUCAUCGGGACCUCAAGCCAGAAAACCUACUGUUGGAUUCUAAACGCAAUGUCAAAAUUGCUGACUUUGGACUUGGGAAUAUAAUGCGUGAUGGCCAUUUCCUCAAAACAAGCUGUGGGAGCCCAAAUUAUGCUGCUCCAGAGGUUGUGGGUAAUCGACUUUAUGCUGGUCCUGAAGCUGAUGUAUGGAGUUGUGGAGUUAUCUUAUAUGCUCUAAUCUGCGGAAGGCUUCCUUUUGAUGAUGAUAACCUUCCUGGAUUAUAUGCAAAAAUAAGGAAUGGUAGUUACACAGUCUCAAAUCACAUGUCAAGGGGUGCAAAUGACUUGAUUGCAAGGAUUUUUGAGGUCAACCCUGUGGACCGCAUAUCCAUUCCUGAAAUACGCCAGCAUCCAUGGUUUCAGCAACACAUCCCGCGGUAUAUAUCAAAUGCAACAAUUGAGUCAUUAUAUGAUACAACAAAGGUAGAUGAGGAAGUUGUUAGAGAAAUGGUUAACAUGGGCUUUGAUAUUUGUGAAGUGAUUGGGUCUGUUCUCAAUCAUCUGCAAAAUGAGAUCACAGUCACAUAUUAUCUGCUGUUGCAUCGUCAGUUUCAAGGUCGCUUUAGUUAUGGUAGAAGCGAGCUUCGGGAAUCUUCCUCGCAGGAGUUGUUCGACCACACUCGAAUUUUCUUGAGGUCUGUUUCUGCUCUUGAACAGAAGUGGACACUUGGGUUUAAGUCUCAGGCAUCUCCGCAUCAAACUAUGAUGGAUGUUUUAAAAGUUUUUCAUAGCAUAAAUGUGCAGUGGAAGCGAAUAGGACCUUAUAACAUGAAAUGUCUAUGGAACCCUCCAUCUUCCAAAGCUUUAAAUGGAAAAUUUGUUGAUCAGUUCCCCCAAAUACCUCAAACAAAGCCUGUCGAUGGCAAAACAGAGCCAAGUACAGCUGCUAAUGGGAUGGGCAUUAGAAAGCAUGAUGUUGUUAAGUUUGAAUUGCAGCUUUACCGAGGUAGCACAGAGUUGUACGUUGUGGAUUUGCAAUGGUUGAACGGGCCACCAUUUCUCUUCCUUGAAAUCUGUGCAUCGUUUCUUUUUGCUGUUGGAGUAAUGUAGCCUGCUGGAUGCAGAGUGCAGAAUGAUUUACAGCUCCCUGAGAAGCUUUUGGCAGUCUGCUGUCUUCUUUGCUGAAGAAUUUAACCUAUACAGGUGGACUGAUAGGUUAAUUCAUAACCUCUUGCUGUUUCAUGAGGGUACAUCUUAUAUUGGUGCUACCUUUGGAUGUUUUAGCAUGAUGAUUAUACAAUAACUAGUGACUUCUACAGAUGAGAAAUCUUAACGUGUAUUUGACGAGUGCUAUGGUCAUUGCUCAACAUUUCACGUAUACAGAAAUUUGUCUUUGAUUUAUUCGAAA